UCAGGAAGCGGAAUGGUAAUUAUUCACAGAAGAGAGCAGGUAGUAUACUGUUACAGUACUAUAGUAGAAAGUCAGAAGGUCACAAAACUUGCGGGCUAACUGACAAAACUUCAAACUGCCUGGUCACCUUUUAAAAGAAAUAAUAAAAUGGGAGAGAAUGGAGCAAGUUCACCUAACACGUCCUUGCAAGGUAAAAAGAUGGCCUAUCAGAAGAUCAGUGCAGAUCAAAGAGCAUCCGGACACUCACAGUACUUAGACAAUGAUGACCUUCAAGCCACUGCCCUUGACUUAGAGUGGGAUAUGGAGAAGGAACUGGAGGAACCUGGUUUUGACCAGUUCCAACUUGAUAGUUCUGAGAAUCAAAACCUGGGCCACUCAGAGUCUGUGGACCUCAAUCUUGAUUCCAUUCAGCCAGCAACUUCACCCAAAGGAAGAUUCCAGCGACUACAGGAAGAUUCUGACUAUGUUGCCCACUAUACAAGAUCUGCACCAAAGAACAACUGCUGCAAUUUUUGCCGCCUUCUAAAAAUAUUUUGCACAGCCACCAUUUUAUUUGUUCUUGGAAUUUUGAUAGGUUAUUAUGCACAUACAAGUUGCCCUUCCAAUGCCACAUCUGCAGGCACGUUUGAUCCUCAGUUAUACCAGGAGAUUCUCAAGACAAUCCAAGCAGAAGAUAUCAAGAAGUCUUUCAGAAAUUUGGUAGAACUCCAUAAAAGAGAAGAUGAUUUGGAAAUUUCAAAGAAGAUUAAGGCUCACUGGACCUCUUUGGGGCUAGAAGAUGUACAAUUUGUGAAUUACUCUGUGAUGCUAAAUGUGCCCGGCCCUUCACCCGGCACUGUGACGCUGAGCAGCAGCGGCCAGUGCUUCCACCCUAAUGGCCAGCCGUGCAGCGAAAGAGCCAGAGCAGACAGCAGCCAAGAUCUGCUCUACUCCUAUGCAGCUUAUUCUGCCAAAGGAACUCUCGAGGCUGAAGUCAUUGAUGUGAAUUAUGGAACUGCAGAUGAUUUAAAAAGGAUUAAAAAAAUAAAAAAUACAACAAAUCACAUUGCACUCCUAAAAUUAGGAAAAUUACCACUACUUUAUAAGGUUGGUCCAAUGUUGUAA
Octodon degus (degu) is the source of this 1104-nucleotide messenger RNA. RefSeq names its product N-acetylated alpha-linked acidic dipeptidase like 2 (gene Naaladl2). The transcript has 4 exons. The coding region runs from base 148 to 1104 and encodes 318 amino acids. The record is from RefSeq and is a predicted model, not a curated record. NCBI's taxonomy places the organism in Eukaryota, Metazoa, Chordata, Mammalia, Rodentia, Octodontidae.